Lutra lutra (Eurasian river otter) is the source of this 1503-nucleotide messenger RNA. It is a transcript of the gene S100B, whose product is annotated as S100 calcium binding protein B. Gene Ontology annotation, molecular function: S100 protein binding; RAGE receptor binding; calcium ion binding. Bases 392 to 670 code for a protein of 92 amino acids. Lineage: Eukaryota; Metazoa; Chordata; Mammalia; Carnivora; Mustelidae. Gene Ontology annotation, biological process: positive regulation of canonical NF-kappaB signal transduction; positive regulation of cell population proliferation. Gene Ontology annotation, cellular component: nucleus; cytoplasm. The record is from RefSeq and is a predicted model, not a curated record. The transcript is spliced from 4 exons.
CACCCGCCGGGCUGGGCCGGGCCGGGAAGGGAUAAGAGGCCACCCCGCAGCCGCCUGGCCACUCAGGAGCACAGCCCGGAGGGACACGGAGCAGCCCACAGCCGCUGACAUACAAGUGAUGUAUCCAACAUGGGGGUGAUUUUUCAACAAUGAGAUGUAGUUUUGUAACUACUCUCAGCUGAGACAGUGCUUGGACCCUUCACUGAUGGGAACUCAAGGCCGGAGGUCGGUGGACGUCUCUGGCUGCCUCCGUUUUGUGGAACAGCUGACAGGCGGUCCUUUGUAAAACGUUCCCAAGUCCCAGGAUGAGACAGAUAUUUCCCGUUUUCAGGCCGCGGUCUGAGACAAGGCAGAAAGCACCAGAGGGCAUCUUUCCUUUGUGGACCCCGGGAUGUCUGAGCUGGAGAAGGCCAUGGUGGCCCUCAUUGAUGUCUUCCAUCAGUACUCCGGAAGGGAGGGUGACAAGCACAAGCUGAAGAAAUCCGAACUCAAGGAGCUCAUCAACGGUGAGCUCCCCCACUUUUUAGAGGAAGUCAAGGAGCAGGAGGUCGUGGACAAAGUCAUGGAAACUCUGGACAGUGAUGGAGACGGCGAAUGUGACUUCCAGGAAUUUAUGGCCUUUGUUGCCAUGGUUACCACCGCCUGCCACGAGUUCUUUGAGCACGAGUGAGCCGGCAGAGCAGUUGCUGUGACAGGGACGAGGGUCACGCAGGAAGCAGAGAGCGAGGCUCGCAGCUAGUAGGAACGGAGCUUUCCCGCUGCGCUGUAGCUAAUUAGGAAGCUUGACUUGCUUUGUCAACGAGCAGUUGACAACCUCUUCCCAGGGCUGACUCUGGCCCCAUCGUUCCUUCUGCUCUGCUUGGCACACACGUCCUCUGAUGGGGGCGUGGGACCCGGGCCAUCAUCCUUCCGGGGAGCACGUGCUCGGCCACCGUCAUGGCUGUGGAGAGCCCCAACCCAGGACUGCCAUGCUGACCCCAGGAAUGCUCUGGGCAUGUGUGCUUCCUGGAGUCAGAAAGGCAAAGCUUUGCCCUUAAAUUGGUUUACCCUCCGUGCAAAUGAACCCUCAGGGCGUGAGGGGGUCCAACAUGCCACCUGCUCCCCAGACAGUGCGGCCACAGGCCGGUCCCCUUCCCCGCGGGGAGCUGUGGGUCCUGAGCACACACCGCUCACAGAGCUGCAGGAAGCCUGUGUCUCACGAACCGUUAAGUACUGACACUUUGGUUCUAGCCGGGACUGAGGAUCAGAAUUCCACACUCUGCGGGACUCCCUGCGCGGCUCCCACCUGCUGCCCCACGGGCUGUGUGGCGGGGACGGCGCACCUCUCUGCAGACAGGCCCCCUUCCCGUGGCCUCCUCUCCGGUCUGGGAAGGGCCCUGGCCCUCCCGCGUGUGUGCUGAGGCUGGGCCUGCCCACGGCGGUUGGCAAAGUUGGUGGACGCGGAAAGCUGAGCUGUGUGCUUGGGUAUCCACGAAUUCAAAUAAAUCAGUUUCAAGUAAUUCA